Molecule: messenger RNA, 3015 nt
Organism: Tuber aestivum (summer truffle)
Lineage: Eukaryota; Fungi; Ascomycota; Pezizomycetes; Pezizales; Tuberaceae
Source: the annotation of a GenBank genome assembly
AUGGCUCUACUCGCGCCGAAAAGUCAGUAUGUCCACGGCGGUUCACUCCUCCAUGCUACACCUCCCACGAGUUCAGCUCUUUCUCAAGCUUCCCCAACAAAUUCUGAAUUUUCUGACGGUACGGGUGUAUUAGAUGAUAUUCGGUAAGGCGAACUCCGUAGUUGCAUUUGUUGCAGUAUUAACUGUUUCGCAGGUCUUGGGAUGAGCGAAAGGUUGGUGGUUGGCUGCGAGAUAUUGGUUGCUCGAAAUAUGAGAGUGAUUUUUCGAGUAGGUCUCGUCCGAGGGCACGAACCCGGCGAUCCGUCGUGGUGGCUAAUGAGGGGAUUUGGUUUUAGGUAAUAAUAUCAACGGGGAGGCUUUGUUGGAGUGCGAUCAUUCGGUCCUCAAGGAAUUGGGAAUAAAAAAGGUCGGGGAUCGUGUGCGAAUAUUUGUUGCGAUAAAGGCCCUGAGAACGAAGGCGUAUGGGAAUGGCAAAAAGCGUAAUAGGGUACGUUUCCAGGAGUUGGGGUGAUGCGUCGAGUGUGUGCUUACAAGCUCUUCAGGAUACCUUGGCUGCUCUUGACAACAUGAACGGAAUGCCACCAUACCGUGCUCCGACGCAGUCGCCCUACCAUCCGUCCCCCUCCCAGAGCAAUAAACGCUACUCACGGAGUCUUCAGAAUGACAUUUCUUCCACCCUCAAUAGCAGCUCAUAUAAUCGUCCCGAUAGUCCUAGUGACUCGGAAUACCCUCGGUCUUACCCGAGAAAUGGGAGCACUCGCAACAUUAUCAGUCCGCCGCUGGAAUCCGGUCGCUCAAACUUUGGUCCCCCAACUCCGGCUUCCGGUUCUUCUCACCCCACGAAAACACCUAGGACACCUUAUGACUACAGCAAACCUCAAGCGGCGGCCAAUUCCCCUCACCCUGUGAAGCCAACUCACAGGCAAUCUCCGAGUCUGGACAAGGGAAUUAUGGGUCAGGAUAAUGUCAGGCAGGUGAGUUUGAUGCCGAAGAGUUCCUCCCAUCUGGACCGCCCUGACUUUGAUUCGACAGGAUGCGAUCAAGGUUAUUGGUGAUGGUGGUCAAUAUCGUGUUAUUAACAUUAGUGAUUGCAACACUCCGGAGACACUGAUGCGUAAAGUUAUUAAGAAAUUUGGUAUCAUGGAUCAUUGGCCGAGCUGGGGCAUAUAUAAUAUUGUGGAUGAGAAUGGGAAAGAUGCGGCCAGAUGCCUCAGCGAUGCUGAGCUGCUUCGGAUAGCCCAUGAUGUCAAUCGACCGGAGCGUACAAGGCUUAUAUUGGGGAAAAAGGUGUCUCCACCGCUACCUUUGUCCACCGAGUUUCGUGUCGCCCAGCAAAUUGCGAGGGAGCAGCAGGAUAUGGCACACAAAAAUUCUUCGGCGGAGGCUAUCUAUGGGAACGCAAGCAAUCCCAAGGUCAAGGCCUUGGUUGGGCCGGAUCUCCGUGAUAUCCCGUCGUCCCCUAUGAGCGUUUCAAGCCAGCUUUCCCCGGUUUCUGCUACUGCCACAGAUCCAGCCUCGCCUAGAAGCCGGGAUUCGGGACCUAGCCGCAAGGCAUCAAAGAAGAUCACAGCCUUCUUUGGGCAGCGCCCGCCUAGUGAGUUGAUCAGUUCAAAUCUAGCCGAGUAUUUCCCGGAUCAUGAACACAAGGUUUUGGAGAGGACUGUCCGCAACUCAAUAAGACGCUCCACUAGGAUGAGCAGAUACAAUCGUUUCAGUGUUGCCACUACCAGGAGCUAUGCGUCAAGUCUAAGUGAUGCCCCACCCGUUCCAAGUGUUGGAGAUGCUUGGUUGAACGCUAGUCCCGUUUCAGCCAUGCCAAAUAUUCCUAGCAGGGUCACGAGGCCACUGUCGAUCCGGAGGUCGUUCUUGCCAUCAACGUCCUUUUCCGAUAAUCGGGAUUCUCUUGGGGCUGUCCCGGAGGAUGGGGAGUCGUCGCCUAUGGGCUCUGGGAGGAAGAGCUAUAUGUCUUUUGAUGGCGGUAAGGAGGGUUCUAUUCGAGAUUCUGUCAAUGUUGUUGUCACCGAUACCGAUACCGGAAGUACCAUGGAGAGCUAUUUGGAUACUCAUAGCAACGUCUCUACUCCGGCCACUGAAGUUGACCCCCACGCGGCUAAUAUGCUCGACCAAUUCCUGAGCGCAGGGGAGUCGGAAGAAGAGGAGGAGGAGGGCGAGGAGGAAUACCAGGAAGACAGCUGGGGUGGUUUAAGGUGGAUGAAGGGAGCACUUAUUGGAGCCGGGUCCUUUGGAAGCGUUUUUCUGGCAUUGAAUGCCUUGACUGGAGAGCUUAUGGCUGUUAAGCAGGUCGAGAUGGCAUCCGGUGGCAAGGAAGACGCUAGGAAGCGGAGCAUGGUGGAGGCUCUGCAGAGGGAAAUUGAGCUUCUUAAGGAUCUUCAGCACCCCAACAUUGUCCAGUAUCUUGGAUCCAGCGACGAGGAUGAUUCACUCAACAUUUUCCUGGAAUACGUUCCUGGAGGAUCUGUGGCGGCUCUACUGAACACCUAUGGUCCACAGAAGGAGCCGCUUAUCCGCAACUUUGUCCGUCAGAUCCUUACUGGCCUUGCUUAUCUCCACAACAAAGACAUCAUCCAUCGCGAUAUCAAGGGUGCGAAUGUUCUGGUUGACAACAAGGGUGGUAUCAAAAUCUCUGAUUUCGGUAUUUCCAAGAAAGUCGAGGCUGGCCUUCUCACCUCGUCGAGCCAUAGGCCUUCUCUGCAGGGGUCGGUUUUCUGGAUGGCUCCGGAAGUUGUUAAGCAGACCUCUUAUACUCUCAAGGCCGAUAUCUGGUCACUUGGAUGCCUUAUUGUCGAGAUGUUCACUGGAACUCAUCCUUAUCCCGAUUGUUCUCAGCUGCAAGCCAUCUUCAAGAUUGGUACCGGGGGAUCUGCGCCAGCCAUCCCCCCAAAGUGUUCGGCGGAAGCAAAACAGUUUCUUUCUCGUACCUUUGAGUUGGACCAUGUCCGGCGGCCUACGGCCGACGAGUUAUUGCUUAACCCCUUCUUGAAUCCGAUGGUUGGC